GGGUGAACGCCCUCCCUGCGUGCUAGUUCGCUCAGCCACCGCUGCGCGCGAGCCCGGUGUCCCCGCGGCGGCGGCCAGCAGCGGCAUCUGCGUCGGUGAAACGCGGCAGGGGCUAAGGGAGCCCACUGGGGUGGCUGCUGCAACUGCGAAAUGGCGGAGACAGUGGCGGACACCCGGCGACUGAUCACCAAGCCGCAGAAUCUGAACGACGCCUAUGGGCCGCCCAGCAACUUCCUUGAGAUUGAUGUGAGCAACCCUCAGACAGUGGGGGUCGGCCGGGGCCGCUUCACCACCUAUGAAAUAAGAGUCAAGACAAAUCUGCCUAUUUUCAAGCUGAAGGAAUCUACUGUUAGAAGGAGAUACAGUGACUUUGAAUGGCUACGAAGUGAAUUAGAAAGAGAGAGCAAGGUUGUAGUUCCCCCACUCCCUGGGAAAGCAUUUUUGCGUCAGCUUCCUUUUAGAGGAGAUGAUGGAAUAUUUGAUGACAAUUUUAUUGAAGAAAGGAAGCAAGGGCUGGAGCAGUUUAUAAACAAGGUCGCUGGUCAUCCUCUGGCACAGAAUGAACGUUGUCUUCACAUGUUUUUACAGGAUGAAAUAAUAGAUAAAAGCUAUACACCAUCUAAAAUAAGACAUGCCUGAAACUUGGCGAGAAGGGGAAAAGAAACAAACUUUCUGUGACUAUUAAUGAUUCGUAUGCACCAGUGAAGAAGUUCUAACUUUUAGCAUGCUGCACAGAAACUGGUAUAUCUUGCCUUUAGUAAUACUAAUACUCAUAUGCUCUGCUUUGUUUUGUUUUGUUUGGGCAGUUGACAAGAAGUUAAUUUGCUUUAGUGAAAAUCCCUCAUUCCAGCCUUUCUGUAUAAUGAUGCUUCCUUGCUGUUCUAACGUGGUGCACUCUUUAGCCUCACAAAGUUGUUAUUCCAGCAUAAGCUCCAGUAUCCCCACUAAAGUUACUGAUCUGACCUUAUCUGCACAGUUUUUGUGUCAUGUUUGCUUCUUGAAUAACUAGGAUAUUUCUCUUAUUGCCUUUUUCAUAUGUGAUGUCACUUGACCUAAUUUAUGUGUAGGAGCACUGCACCAUGGGCUGCCGGCACCCUGCACAUGAGACACACACUUGUAUGCUGAACAUAUCUCCCUGCAGGCUUGUAAUGCCCUGCACAUAGAAGAUCAGUGAGGGGAAUCUUUAUAUUCUGUAUAAGGACAAAAGCAAAUUUAUAUACUAAAAUCAUUUGUCUAAAAAUUUAAGUUGUUUUCAAAUAAAAAUAAAAAUGCAUUUCUGAUAUGUA
Messenger RNA from Artibeus jamaicensis (Jamaican fruit-eating bat), 1286 nucleotides. RefSeq names its product sorting nexin 3 (gene SNX3). The transcript is spliced from 4 exons. Gene Ontology annotation, biological process: late endosome to Golgi transport; endocytic recycling. Lineage: Eukaryota; Metazoa; Chordata; Mammalia; Chiroptera; Phyllostomidae. Bases 151 to 639 code for a protein of 162 amino acids. Gene Ontology annotation, cellular component: early endosome membrane; retromer complex. The record is from RefSeq and is a predicted model, not a curated record. Gene Ontology annotation, molecular function: phosphatidylinositol-3-phosphate binding.